Messenger RNA from Scylla paramamosain (green mud crab), 1044 nucleotides. RefSeq names its product splicing factor 3B subunit 6-like (gene Sf3b6). Gene Ontology annotation, cellular component: cytoplasm; nucleus. NCBI's taxonomy places the organism in Eukaryota, Metazoa, Arthropoda, Malacostraca, Decapoda, Portunidae. The transcript has 4 exons. The record is from RefSeq and is a predicted model, not a curated record. Gene Ontology annotation, molecular function: mRNA binding. Bases 46 to 423 code for a protein of 125 amino acids.
GCUUUUAUAUUGACGCUCCCUCUCCCUCACCAAAACAAAACAAAGAUGGCGUUAGCACAGAAGCGGACGCAUGUUCGGCUCCCCCCUGAGGUGAACCGCAUCCUGUAUGUGCGUAACUUGCCCUACAAGAUCACUGGUGAGGAAAUGUACGACAUCUUCGGCAAGUACGGAGCCAUCAGACAGAUCAGAGUUGGCAACACACCGGAAACUCGAGGCACGGCAUUUGUUGUGUUUGAGGACAUUUUUGAUGCCAAGAAUGCAUGUGACCACCUCUCGGGCUUCAAUGUGUGUGGCAGAUACCUUGUUGUCCUCUAUUACCAGUCUAACAAGGCUUUCAAGAAGAUGGAUGCAGAAAAGAAACAAGCCGAGCUGGAUAGAGUCAAAACUAAGUAUGGCAUUAACACAGAGGAACUCAAGAAGUAGCACUGAAUGUUGUGUGAAUGAAUGGUAAAGGUGUUUUAUAUCUUGUCACGUAUCCGUCUAUUCGUAUCAGAGUGAUGUCCUCUUUUCAUAGGCAUAUCAGUCUGUCUUUUCAUUUUCAUUUUUUUUAUAUUUCAGUACAGGCACCUUGAUUUUUCUCAACACAAUUAAAUAGUAAUUGUGUAUAAUGUACAAACUUAGGAAGUCAUCUUUGUUUCAGUUCCCCUUGGUUCUUAUAUACCAUUCCUUUCUCAAUCUUGAACUGUCAAGUAAGUGUCAAGGUGGCUGGGAAAUGAACUUAAACUUUUGUCCCUGUGCAUUUUUUUUUUAACUGGGACCAGCCUAGUCACCAUCACCAUCUUAUUACCAAUCAUCAAUAGCAUUAAUAUGUUUUACAUAUUUCAAAGUGUAUUCCUGAAAGCGAAUGGAAAUUAUCUGUCUUUUGAUAACCCAUCCAGUAGUCAUACUUAGUCUACCAAACUUGCAGAUUUUUUUUUUCUCAUCAUAAUUUUGAGAUGACACAUUUAUUUGUAAAUCAAGAUCAUCUUUUUGUAUGAAGAUUUUCCACAAAGUGACCAUUGUAAAAUGUCUAGUUUAAGAUAUCAAAAUAAUUUCAAAAGAUAC